This is a messenger RNA of Plasmodium relictum, 1521 nucleotides long. Its product is annotated as conserved Plasmodium protein, unknown function. The transcript has a single exon. The record is from RefSeq and is a predicted model, not a curated record. Lineage: Eukaryota; Apicomplexa; Aconoidasida; Haemosporida; Plasmodiidae. Bases 1 to 1521 code for a protein of 506 amino acids.
AUGAUAACAAUUAAAUUCCUAUUAUUUUUUCUCUUUUUCUUAAACAUUACAAAAAGUAAAAAGACUAAAAACAUAUUAUCUUUAAAUUUCUUGAGUGCAUUUAAUGAAAACUUAAAGAGUGAUAAUUCUUUCUUUUUAUAUAACAUAAAUAGAAAAACAGUAAAAAAUAAAUUUAGAAAACAUUUUAUAAAAUAUAAUAACAAAAAUGUUAAUUUAAAUUAUAGUUGUAAACCUCAAAAUAAUCAAGAGAGAAAAAACUUACUAAGAGAAUCGAUUAACGAAAACGUUAAAAAUGAUAAUGGUAAUGUAAAAAAAGUAGAAAACAAUGACAUUUCAGAAAGAAAAGAAGAAUUAAUUAAAGAUUCUUUAUCAAUAGACAAAAAUAAAAAUGAAAAUAGUUUACAAGAUUAUAAUAUUAAAAAUGAAUUAGAAAAAGAGAUAAUUUCAGAGAAAUUAGAAAAUCAAAAAAAUGAAAUUAUAAAAAAAUCAAAAUUUCCAAUCAUAGGAACACAGUUAAAACCGUCAGGUGGAUUUACAAAAGAAAUAUUAAAUAUAAUUAGACAAAGUAAUGAUUAUAUUAAUAUUAUAAAUCAAGAAAUCAUUAAAGAUAAAGUAGAUAAGAAAAUAAGUGGUAAUGAUUUAUCAUUCUUUGAUAAUGAGGAAACUUUAGAAGAGCAUGAAAUAAACUAUUUAAAUAAAAUAUAUGAUAACAAUCAUGUUCUUAAUAUGUAUAAUUUUCUUUUAGUAUGGAAAAAAAGAAAAAAUAUUGAUUUAUCCGUUUUUGUUUCAAAAAUUACAGAAAAUUCCAAUCUUAUGCCAGGUGAAAGAACAAUAAUAAAGUUUUCUGAAAUCGAAAAAGUUCAAUAUUUAAAAAAAAUUAAAAAAAAUAGAAAUGUUUGUAUAGCUAUGAUUUUUGUUGAUAAUAAAAGUAAAAAUAAUGAUGAAUCAUCUAUUAAUCACAAUAUGUUUCCUAUAGGUAUAAUUGCUCAUCCUUUAGAUAUAUCAUUAUUAGAUAAAAGUGGAGAAAUAUCUGUAUUAAAUUUAUUUAGAUUUAAAAUAAAUAAUUAUAAUAUUACUGAUAGUGAUUUUAUUGUAAAUUGUGAUUUAUAUAUAGACAAUAUUCAAAAACUUAAUAAUUUUGAAUUGACACAAGAAAAUAAAAAAAUUAUUAUGAAUUUAUAUGACAAAAUAUUAGAUCUUAAAAUAAAGUAUAACGAAAAAAUUGGAGAAAUCAGUGAAAACGAAAAAUUAAAACAUUUAGAGAAAAUAACGGAUAGAAUUGAUGAAUAUGUAAAUGUUUUAAGUACUAAUAAAACAAUAGAUUUUUCAUCAAAUAAGUUAAAUUUUUUUACUUCAUUAUAUUUAGAAUAUUUUUCUUUUUUAGCUUUAGAUAUGCACGCAAAUAUACAAACAAAAUUACAAAUGAUGUAUACAGACAAUACAGAGUUACGUUUACAUAAUGUAAAAACAUUUUUAAUGCAAGUUUAUGAUGAUUUAAAAUAUAAAUUAAAAGGUUUAUAA